Pteropus alecto (black flying fox) is the source of this 2494-nucleotide messenger RNA. It is a transcript of the gene KY, whose product is annotated as kyphoscoliosis peptidase. Bases 66 to 2045 code for a protein of 659 amino acids. The record is from RefSeq and is a predicted model, not a curated record. NCBI's taxonomy places the organism in Eukaryota, Metazoa, Chordata, Mammalia, Chiroptera, Pteropodidae. The transcript has 11 exons.
GCCAUUUGCAGCGCAGGCAGCCUCGGAAGCGGCCGCGGGGCGCCGGCGGGGAGUGAGGUGACACCAUGGAGCUGAAGAAGGAUAACAACGCCGUGUCGAUCGACAUGCUGCUGAUCGUGCACUCGGAGAAGCGGCGCGCUGCGCAGGGCACGCACUCGGACCUGCAGGCGGACCCGGGCGCGCUGCCGCAGCGCAGAGGAGGACUCCAAGCCGUUGGAAACGGAAUCCAGAAAUGGCAGAAAUUAGAAGGAAAUGACCUGUAUGGACACCUGGCGGAGAAGCAGCACCCUCAGCAGACCCAGGUCAUCACUUCCUAUGACAACCAAGGGACACAGCUAACUGUGGAGGUCCAUCCUCGAGACGCCAUGCCCCAGCUGCUCAAGAAGUUCUCUAAAUGUUUACACGGUGAUAAAAAUGGAAACCCAAGACCCCGGCAGCCUGGAGGAAAAGAUGCCCAUGCCUAUCCCUGGGAUCGGUCCAGCCUGAAAUCCAUGCCCCUGGACCUGCAACAGUUUGAGAAACUGGACACCUAUGCCUCACAGGUGACGGUCAAGAGUGGCCUGGACGAGCUGGUGAAUGACCUGCUCCAGGAGGCCCACAGUGAUCUGGAGAGGGUCCGCGCGAUCUGGAUCUGGAUAUGCCACCACAUAGAGUACGAUGUUGAGGCCGCCCAAGAGAAGAACCGCCAGGCCUUCAAGCCCACUGACAUCCUGCGGACCCAGAAGACCAACUGCGAUGGCUAUGCCGGGCUCUUUGAGAAAAUGUGCAGGAUCGCUGGAGUGCAGUGCAUGUCCGUGCCCGGCUACUCCAAGGGCUUUGGCUACCAGACGGGGCAGAGCUUCUCCGGGGAGUUUGACCACGCCUGGAAUGCCGUGUACCUGGAGGGGAGAUGGCACCUGGUGGACAGUACCUGGGGCAGUGGCCUGGUAGACACCACCACUUCCAAAUUCACCUUCCUCUACAAUGAAUUCUACUUCCUCACCCACCCCGCGCUGUUCAUCGAGGACCAUUUCCCAGACAACAAGAACUGGCAACUGCUGAAACCUCCUCAAUCCCUGAGGCAGUUUGAGAACAACAUGUAUCACAAGAGUGAAUUCUACAACAAGGGGAUGCUGAGUGCCUACCCAGAGACUCCUGUGGUCCGAACAGUGAACGGGAAGGCCACGGUCACCAUGGAGAGCGGUGCCCCAACCCUGUUCAUGUUUAUGCUCAAUGGCAAGCAGGAGCACGGGCUGCUGAGCCUCCGGAAGAACGGGAUGAAGCUGGAGGUCUACCCUCCAACCACGGGCACCCACAAGCUGCAGAUCUUUGCCAAGGGCAACUCCGACGUCUACAGUGCAGUGCUGGAGUACACGCUCAAGUGUAACUAUGUGGACUUGGGGGUCCAGCUGCCAGCCGAGCUGCACCAGCCCGUGGGCCCCAGCUGGUUCUCGGAGCAGAUGGGCAUCUUGAAGCCCUCCCACCCUGACCCCAUCAUCCACACCAGUGAUGGGCGCUGCUCCGUCAGCUUCGGCGUGGAGGAGGGCAUCAGUGUCCUGGCUUCCCUGCACGGAGACGAUGGCCCCAUCACCGAGGAGACGCAGCGGCGCUACAUCUUCCAGCUGCACCGAGAGAAGCGGACAGAGCUGAAAGUCCAGCUGCCCAGUGCCGGCAAGUUUGCCCUCAAGAUCUUUGUCAAGAAGAGGCAGGAACCGGGCAACUAUGUCUUUGUCUUCAAUUAUCUCCUGUGCUGCACCAACACCAAGGUGAACUGGCCCAUGUUCCCCGAGAGCUUUGGUAACUGGGGGCAGGACAACGAGCUGCUGGAGCCUCUGUCGGGCGUGCUUCCCGCCAACCGGAACGUCCCGUUCAAAUUGAAGCUGCACGGCGUCGCCAAAGCCCUGGUGAAGGGGCAGGACACGUGGCCCCUGACCCUGAAUGGCGAGGGCUACUGGGAGGGCAGCUGCAACACGGCUGGCUGCCAAGAAGUCUACGUCAUGGUGCUGGAGAACGCCAACCACAGCUUCUACUCCUACAUCCUGAAAUAUAAAGUGAACGGCCAGUGAGGGCCGGUGCCCGGUCACCCCUCCAGGGAGGGCCCAAGGGAAGUGCAGAGAGCCCUGGACACCACCGAGUCUGCAUGAAAUCACUUCUAGGCCUCUGCCUCAGUCUCCCUGCCGUGCCGCAGGAGCUGUGAUGUUUGUGUUCUGAUGGCUUCACAAGGGGACAGAGGCAAAGGCCCUUUAGAAGAAAAAGGUGCUAUGUAAAUCCAAAGUAUUGUAAACUGUAUGCCACUGCCCAGAUGCCCUUUCUCGUGUUAAUGCCGCUGUUGUUAAAAGGUCGAUGUGGGAAAGCAGGGCUGUUGCCCAGGCUGAGAGCUUUUCAGGGGAUGGUGAGAAAAUUCUCCUCCGGGCCCCAGAGGGACAUGACUUGCAAGGCUGAGUCACCUUGAAUCACAGGACCCCCUUUUAAGUAGCUACAGUGUUUCUCACCCACUCCCGGACCCCAGGGAAGG